CGUUUAAAACACAAUGUACGCCCAGUGUUGUUAAGUUGGUAGGACUGUCGAUCGCGCCUUAACAUCGCGUCUUAUUCCAUCGUAAUUCAUAAUGCCGAAGGUGUCAGUGACGUACUUCAAUGUGAAGGGUUUGGGUGAAGGCAUACGUAUGUUGCUGGCCUACGGCGGACAGGAGUUCGAAGAUGUCCGCGUUGACAAAGAACAAUGGCCGGACUUGAAACCUAAGACGCCAUUUGGGCAGCUGCCUUUACUUGAGAUAGAUGGCAAGCAGUACGCGCAAUGUAUUGCUAUCUGCCGUUACCUCGGCCGCAAGUACGGUCUGGCUGGUACCACACUAGAAGAGGACCUGCUCAUCGACCAGAACAUGGAUUUCUUUAAUGACAUUCGGAUGAAGGCUGUGGCAGCAAAUUACGAGCCUGAUGAAAAGGUCAAAGCCGCCAAGCUGGAGGAUCUCAAGAAGAAUCAUUUCCCAUUCCUAUUUAGUAAAUUGAAUGAGAUAAUAAAAGAGAACAACGGAUUUUUAGCUGCCGGGAGGUUAACAUGGGCUGAUUUUAUGUUCGCCGGCGUGUACGACGCCCUUAAAAUGUUCACACAUAUACCAGACCUGGACGAGAAGUAUCCCAGUUUCUCCAAAUUGAGGGACACCGUGCGCUCCCUGGCCAAAGUUAAAGAGUUCUGUGAAUCCGCGCCCAAGACAGAUUUUUAUCGAACAAUGCCGAAGGUUACAGUGACCUAUUUCAAUGUAAAGGGUUUGGGUGAAGGCAUACGUAUGUUGCUGGCCUAUGGCGGACAGGAGUUUGAAGACGUCCGCGUAGAAAAAGAACAUUGGCCAGAGUUAAAACCAAAGACACCAUUCGGUCAACUACCUAUGGUGGAGAUAGAUGGCAAGCAGUACGCGCAAUGUGUUGCAAUCUGCCGCUACCUCGGACGCAAGUACGGCCUAGCCGGUGCCGACAUCGAGGAGGAUCUUAUCAUCGACCAGAAUAUGGAUUUCUUUAACGAUGUACGUUUAAAGGCGGCGUCAGCACAUUACGAACCCGAUGAGAAACUGAAAGCAACAAAACUUGAGGACCUCAAGAAGAAUCAGUUGCCGUUCUUGUUCGGAAAAUUGGAUGAAAUGAUUCAACAGAAUAACGGAUAUUUAGCCGCUGGCAAGUUGACAUGGGCUGAUUUUAUCUUCGCCGGAAUGUACGAUGCGCUCAAAAUGCUCACUCAAAUGCCAGAUUUGGAUGAAAAGUAUCCGAGCUUCAAGAAACUGAGGGAUACAGUUUGUGCUUUGCCCAAAGUGAAGGCUUUCAUUGACGCAGCUCCCAAAACUGAUUAUUAA
Papilio xuthus (Asian swallowtail) is the source of this 1327-nucleotide messenger RNA. RefSeq lists its product as uncharacterized. The transcript has 9 exons. Gene Ontology annotation, biological process: glutathione metabolic process. NCBI's taxonomy places the organism in Eukaryota, Metazoa, Arthropoda, Insecta, Lepidoptera, Papilionidae. The record is from RefSeq and is a predicted model, not a curated record. Gene Ontology annotation, molecular function: glutathione transferase activity. Bases 92 to 1327 code for a protein of 411 amino acids.